Engraulis encrasicolus (European anchovy) is the source of this 3239-nucleotide messenger RNA. RefSeq names its product RNA (guanine-7-) methyltransferase (gene rnmt). Gene Ontology annotation, cellular component: nucleus. Gene Ontology annotation, biological process: 7-methylguanosine mRNA capping. Gene Ontology annotation, molecular function: mRNA 5'-cap (guanine-N7-)-methyltransferase activity. The transcript is spliced from 11 exons. The coding region runs from base 297 to 1481 and encodes 394 amino acids. The record is from RefSeq and is a predicted model, not a curated record. Lineage: Eukaryota; Metazoa; Chordata; Actinopteri; Clupeiformes; Engraulidae.
CAAUUGCGUUGUAUUAAUAAUUGUAUUAAACUUGAUUUAAUACCCUACGUGGAGCCAGCACAGUGUAAAAUCGACGUUUCCUGUUUGAACAUCCAAGCCAAUAGAGGGAGCAUGCUUUUCAAUCAGUGUCUUUGAAGAGACCAACAAAUACUUCUUUCAUGGAACUCUUCUAACGUGGGAUGAGUGGUGGUGUAAUGGUGGCGGAAAACUCAAGUGCACGUUAACAACAAAACAGACGACACGCAGUUAGAAGAACUUUUCCCACCUGCAAUCAGAAACCCAAAAGUUAAAUCAUAAUGGACCCAUCAGACGCUGGUCAGGCUCCCGUGGAGGGACCACAAGGCAGUGGCAACGGAUCACACGCACUGCGAGAUGCCGCUGUGGUUGACCCGAGCUCUGAGCAGUCACCCCUGGGCAAACGGAAGCGAACGGAAGAUGACGAGGAGACGUCGCCUACUAAGAAACUGAUCACAGAGGAGGGUCCCCACAGUACGAAGGUGGCCACUCACUACAACCAGCUGCAGGAGUGUGGCCUGGCCGAGCGCAACAGGAGCCGCAUCGUUCACAUGCGCAACUUCAACAACUGGCUGAAGAGCGUGCUCAUUGGUGAGAUUCUGGACAAAGUGCGUGAGCGCCAGAGGGAGGUGUGUGUUCUGGACCUGGGCUGUGGGAAAGGAGGAGACCUGCUCAAGUGGCGGAAGGGCCACAUCAGCAGCAUCGUCUGUGCAGACAUAGCAGGUGUGUCGGUGGAGCAGUGUCAGCAGCGCUAUGCAGACAUGAGGAGGAAAUGUCACCCCAACGAGAGGCUCUUCUCUGCAGAGUUCAUCACAGCAGACUGCACAAAGGAGCUGCUCACUGACAAGCUGUCCGACCCGGCCGUGCAGUUUGACGUCUGCAGCUGCCAGUUUGUGUACCACUACUCGUUCGAGUCGCAGCAGCAGGCCGACACCAUGCUGCGCAACGCCUGCGAGAGGCUGCGGCCCGGAGGAUACUUUAUCGGCACCACGCCCGACGCCUACGAGAUGGUAAAGCGUUUAGAAGCCUCGGAGGGCAACUCGUUUGGGAACGAGGUGUACCGGGUGACGUUCCAGAAGAAAGGCGAGUACCCGCUCUUCGGCUGUCAGUACGACUUCAACCUGGAGGGGGUGGUCAACGUGCCCGAGUUCCUUGUCUAUUUCCCGCUCUUUGAAGAGAUGGCGAAGAAAUACAACAUGCGACUGGUGUACCGGAAGACCUUCCAUGAGUUCUUCCAGGAGAAGAUUCAGAACGAGCAGAACAAGACGCUCAUGCAGAGGAUGCAGGCCUUGGAGCAUUACCCAGCGGAUGGUGGGAACAGCCUGGCGUCUGAUAAGCCAGAGGAGUAUGAGCAUGCCCAGAGAAGAGUAGAGGACAAGGCCAGAGUGCCACUGGGGACGUUAAGCAAAUCAGAAUGGGAGGCCACAAGCAUAUACCUGGUGUUUGUGUUUGAGAAGAUGUCAUGAAGACGCAAGUGGGGUGAAGUCGAUGCAACAGGACUGUACUGAUAUUUUUUUUCUCUUCUUUUUUUCGAUUUUAAUAGCAACCAACUGUUGACCUGUAUUUUCUUAGUUUGUAUUUGGCAUGUACAAAGCUUGUCUUCACAGUCUGUCUGGAAAUGAUGGGGUCAAAGAAAAAAUUUGUACGUAAGCCUUUUGUCUUUAUUUUUUGUUGCUUUGAAUAAUGUUUCGAAUCAAGACAUACCUCAAACUCUUAUCUGUUCGAUUAAAUGUAUGUGUGCACAUACAUUUUACAGUUGUGUAGGCACACAAACAGAGACGCACACAGACAGGGGCUGAUUCGGGUACUGUAUGUUAGUCACAUCUUUUCCACCGUCAUCAAUACUGUGUGAGUCAUGUUCCGUCGAUGCUCAGUGAUGUGGUGGAAAGCGUUUAAAAAGCAGCCGCUGUAGACCCAUGAAAUGUCUGCGCAGCAUUGUAAUCAACAGCGCUGCGAUAACGCCAACGAGACACUGUAGCCUUGCAAAGAACACGACUCCACACACACACACACACACACACACACACACACACACACACACACACACACACACACACACACACACGGCUGGGGAUGAGCCAUAGAAGCCGUGGCCUUGGUCCUCUGGCCCCUUGCCUCACACAGUCUCAUGACCAUAAGACAAGUCUCUCACACACACACACACACACACACACACACACACACACACACACACACACACACACACACACACACACACACACACACACACACACACGUCUAUAUGCAUAAACAUACACGCAUUCAUGUACGUCACUGCGUCCCCUGAAGUAGUGCUGCUGUAGUAGUGCUGCACUUCAGAGACUCACAUCUGUUGGAUCAUCUGAAGGAAAUGAGGACUCCAGGCUCUUCUAUUAGAUGAUUUACUGUACCUGGUUACAGUGGUGUAGUCUACUUUUUUAUGGUGGGUAUACUCUAUAUUUGAGCAUUUUUUGAAGUGGGUACACUGUAUCUAUUUGUGCUAUUCAAAACAAUGGAUCAAUCAAUUUUAAGUGGGUAUACUGAAAUCCAUGAAAUUUCAAAGUGGGUAUACUCCGUAUACCUGCGUUCUACGUAGACUACACCACUGCCUCGUUAGUAACUCCACCCGGUUUACUCCUGAGCCAGCUUCUUAGUAUACCCCUCAUAGCCUGCAGACUCUUAAUGAACGCUUACCAUUCCAUUAUCCUAACUUCUGUGCUUGUGGCCUUGAUGUCUCGCCUCCGAAGGAAAAAGGGAUAACGUUUCCCCGCUGUCAGCCUAGCCACAACAAUUUUUGGGGGUUCAACAUUUCCCAGUUCAACAUCCCAAUUGCAGAUCAGAAGAUGACAUUUAAAUUGUGAUUUUAUGAGCGUUAAAUUUCUGUCAUGAAUGACGUCGUCUGGUCUUACGACGUCAGCAUCACGAGGCCACAAACACAAAAGGAGGGCGGGAGGGAGUUAGGAUAUUGGAAAAAAAACCCAGGGUGCGUUUCUGGACCCCGUUUCUCGACAAUGUCGUAGCUAACUAGUUAGCAACUUAGUGAGUUGCCAAUGGGAAAUUGCAUUGCAACCAAGUGAGUUGCUAACUGCUACUGUCAAGAAACGGGGCCCCUGAUGUCCUCCACCUGUUUUUUUUUCCAACUAAAGUGUUGUUGUGUGGAGCAUGUGAGAUGGCUGGCUGACGCAGUAUUGUGUAGUAUAUGCCUUGUCACAAGGCUGUCAACAUUAAAUGUCUCCUAACCUUUA